AUGGAUUCAUCAUUCACAGUCACCCGUAUCCACAGGGGCUACACACACACACUCCUUGACUGACCCCGGACGGAAAAACACACAGGGCAGCAUAUACAGGGUGGUCGAACAAAAAUACCUCUACACGACAAACGUCGUGAUUGCGCGGGAAAUGACAGCCUCGUCCAGGUCGUAUUUCCCCAAGAAGCACCUCACCCGCGGCAUUGUCACGGGGAACCGGGCGUUGAAUGGUGCGGACUUGCCGGCAGCAGGCGGCUCGGUCGUGAACAGCUCGAUACCGCCCAUCCCCAUCAUCAGAUACACAGCGAUGGUGUCGGUGUCUCUAAAGCCGCUGCACCCAUGGAAAGACAAGCAGCACACGGACAAGGAAUGGUGGCACAAUCAGUCAGCAGAGAGAGGGGAUCAGUUCCCCAGUGUACCUGAUGGCGAUGAAUCGGUAGCUGGUCUGCAAACAGUUCAGCAGGGUGAGCUGUCCUGGCAGCUCCCCAGGCAGCGCGCCCCCCAUGCAGCACUCCGCCACGAUGCCGUCCUCCUCCCCAACGCCAUCCCGCAGCAACCUGCGAUACCGAUUGUCGCCUCGCUCGAUCGCCGCGUGUAGCACCCUCGUCUCGGUCACACCCUCAGCCCUGAAACGGCCCAAACAAAUGAGAGGAAGGCAGUCCAAGUGCCUCAUUAUGUAUGCGUCAGUAUUCUUGUCUCUCUCACUUGUUCCAGUGCUCAAAAAUGUUGCGGACUAUGAAGGCCGAAUAGCUGGGAUACAGCGCGACGCCCUCCUGGACGGCAGGGUCUUCCGCAUUGAGGCAACGGCGGUAGGGAUGCUCUGGCGGCAGUUCAUCCACCACGCGCACCAUUUUGAAGCGUAACGCAUCGCCGAUCCGAAACGCACCGCUCGUUUGCCUGCGCAACGCCUGACACACGCAAACAGAGAGAACACACCCAAAGCCCUGUAUGUCGGCGUCGGUCGGUCUGUCUGUCUGUCUGCGCAUCCAUACCAGGUUGGUCCCCUGAUAGUUGAGCUGGUGGCCGAUGAUCUUCUUGUAGAUGGCCAUGGCGAGGGGCAGCUCGAUGAAGGACGCUUUGGUGGGCAGGUAGGUCAGCACGCGGGCCGCCGUCACAAGGAUGGGCAUCUGCUCAGGCGUCAAGCGGUAGAUGCGCGCCAGUCUGAGCGCCUUGCCCAUCGCUCUCCACUCACGUCGCCCCAUCCCCAGCAAGCAGGCGCACCGCAGCAGAUAGCUGAACCGGCUGAUGCCCUUGGGCAUGGCAGGAUGCCCGGCGGUGCCCCUCCGUCGCUCCACAUCAAUGAGGCCGACGAGACCGUUGCGACCCAGUGCGCGGUCGAUGCGAUGAAGGAUGACAUCGGCCGUGACGACGAGACUGCCGCUCCGCGAGGUGGCGCGGACGGCGAGAAGGUCCAGUAGGGCCGGCUCGUGAACGAUUAGAAGAAUGCGAUUCAACCAAAUGUCACUACCCAGCACGUGCGCCAUCCCGGCCCAAGUUUUGCUUGACUGAGAUCACGCUUUCCUUCGC
Messenger RNA from Vitrella brassicaformis, 1527 nucleotides. NCBI's taxonomy places the organism in Eukaryota, Vitrellaceae. The record is from the annotation of a GenBank genome assembly.